This is a messenger RNA of Carica papaya (papaya), 2442 nucleotides long. RefSeq lists its product as uncharacterized. The record is from RefSeq and is a predicted model, not a curated record. Gene Ontology annotation, molecular function: nucleic acid binding. Lineage: Eukaryota; Viridiplantae; Streptophyta; Magnoliopsida; Brassicales; Caricaceae.
CAACGUGACGUGGGCCACAUAUCUCACGCGCUCAAUCUUCCUGAAGACUCUCAAACCCUACCUCCUCUCUCUUUCUCUCGUCUUCCCUCUCUCUCUCUCUUUCUCUCUCUCUCUCUCUCUCUAGGCCCAAUUACCAACCCUAACCCUACUCAAUCCUCAAUUUUCCAUGAAUUACGAGCACAGCAUUCGAAUCGCUGUUACUGAAUCGGACGUCCUCUGAUGAUCCAUUAUUCCUUUCUUGAGAAACCCUAACAAUUCCUCUCUCUUCUUUUCCUCGCGAAGUCCAUGGAGGGCUCUGCGGUGGAGGAUCUCGGAGCCCCGGAGUCAUGGGAGGUGGCCGAUUUGGACGCUACCAUGAGCCGAUUGAUGCUUUCUUCCUCUUCAAAAAAAGAUUCCCAGCAGCAUCAAGAGUUCUCUGAUCCUCCUCCUCCAGCUUCUUCCUCGGAUUCUGUGUCAGCCUCUUUAUCGGCGGACAAGGUCUCCGAUGACCUCGUCAGUCAGGUUGAUCAGUUCCUUCGCGAGGCUAUCCAAAACCCCCGUGAGCGGCUCUCGAUUCUGCGGAUGGAGCAAGAUGUUGAAAAGUUUAUCCGUGACCCCACACAGCAGCAAUUGGAGUUCCAGCAGCUGCCCACAUCAUAUUUACGAUUGGCUGCCCAUCGUGUGGCACAGCAUUACUCACUACAGUCAAUGGUUUUAUUGGAAAAUAAUUCACCUGAUGGUUCAGGUUCUAGAAUCAUUGUGCGCAAGACUUCUGAGUGUAGGCUUCCUGCAAUUCGCCUGGCGGAUAUUCCUGUAAAUUUACCAUCAGAAGACAGUGGUGUUGUGAAGGUUGCUAUUAAGCAGAGGCCUCAGAGAAGGUCACAGGUCGCUAACAGUUCAAAUUCAAGUUCUCCGAAGUCAAAUAGUUCCAAAAGUGUGGAAGAAAGGAAAGAGGAGUAUAACCGAGCUCGUGCAAGGAUAUUUAAUUCUAAUAAUUUUAAUGGUGGUCCAACUGGAAAACCUGAAACUGAACUGAGGUUUCCGGAUGUUUCCCAGCUUGGUUCCUCUGGGGUAGCAAAGAUAGAAGAGAAGUUGAUUCCAGGAGUUUCUGACAUGAGCUCCCGUAGGGUUUUGAUUGACACUUCUACCAGUAGCAGUGUAUCAGCUAGAAGUAGGACAGACAAGGAGCCAGUUGGUAGGCAUAAACCAAAUAGCAGGGUGGCCAUCUUUCGUGAUCGUGAAACUGACCGCAAAGACCCUGACUAUGAUCGGAGCUACGAUAGGUACAUGCAAAGAUUUGAUCCUGGGUUUGGGUUCAAUACUGGACCUUACACCAUGCAGCCAAUGUAUACCCCUGCUUUGAAUUACAACACUGAGUUCCCGCAGCUUGGAUCUACUCAUAGGCCUCAGAUGUCUGCUGAACACCAACCUAGGCCGCUCCCUCAGCAUCUACCUGGGCCAUGGGCUGCACCAUCAACUCCUGCAGGAAUUGGGUAUGGUCAUCCAGAAACGAUAAUGGCACCUUUUAAUCCAAAUCAUGUUGGUGCACGCCCUGCAUCAACCGUGUAUUUGCAUUCUUCUCAGUAUCCAUGUCAACGUCCUCGGAUGCCUUUCAUCCAUGGCCAUGAACAUGUUCACUCUCCUUUUUCGCAGUCUCAUCAACCACAACCUGAUGCUAGUUUUGGAUUGGCCCGGCCCCGAUGAGGGGCUUGGGCCAUGCCUGCACCCUGCCAGCUGGAGUAAGAGUUUGAAAUGACAUGAUUGAUACUAUUGCAUAUUCCACUGGCAGUGGGUGCAGGCAUAGAGAACCGGGUGGACUAGAGUGGAUAUGUUGUCCAAGUUGACAUAUGUGUUCAUCCCUUCUGCUGCCCAUCUUGGUUCUCUUUAGAGCUUCUUACCUCAUGGAUGAAGGUUGAAGAAGCAAGUAGGCUCUGCAAAUCUACUGUUUUGGAUUGUGCCGAGAGCCCUGUUGCCAAAAAAGGUGAAGAUUGGACUACCAUUGGAUCAGAGCUAGGGAUGCCGGUGCUUGUUUCAGGUGAAGACCCGUGAGGAGCCAGAGGGAAUUUUCUGGAAGAAGACAUGUUCCAGGUAAGUGGCAAGUGCACAUUUCACUUGUGAUAGCAAUGUGUGCAUCAACAUCCUUCUUGAACAAAGCUUUGAUCAUAUUGUGCUUCACAUGGAACAGCUAUCUGGAGAUCUUUUUUUUGUUCUCUGUAAGUUAUCUGGAGAAUUUAAUGAACAUGUACCAUAACAAAUUUUUUUGAUGUAGUUUGUACUGAAAGUUUUUCCUUUUAUUGCCGUCUUCUGUCUAUGUGCACAAGUUACCCAACUUUUUACACCGAUCUAUUGUGUUUGUGCUGGCUAGUCUUGGAUCCGAUAAGGUUAUGGCUGCCUCAUGUUUUCCCCCUUGUAUUUCCGUUUACACCUUCCGCUUUAAAAAUGUUUAAAAUAGAGUCAUACGCA